Messenger RNA from Danio aesculapii, 760 nucleotides. Its product is annotated as ferritin, middle subunit-like. Gene Ontology annotation, cellular component: cytoplasm. Bases 127 to 654 code for a protein of 175 amino acids. Gene Ontology annotation, biological process: intracellular iron ion homeostasis; iron ion transport. The record is from RefSeq and is a predicted model, not a curated record. Gene Ontology annotation, molecular function: ferrous iron binding; ferric iron binding. The transcript is spliced from 4 exons. NCBI's taxonomy places the organism in Eukaryota, Metazoa, Chordata, Actinopteri, Cypriniformes, Danionidae.
GAAGAUCUGGAGAGGUUCUUGCUUCAACAGUGAUUGAACGGAACUUCGAUCUUGCUUGGAUUUAUUUGAGAUCUAUUUAUUUAUUUAUUUAUUUAAUAAAAUAUUUAUAUAGUAAAACCUGCCGAAAUGGAGACUUCUCAGAUUCGCCAGAACUACGACCGCGACUGCGAGGCUGCGAUCAACAAGAUGAUCAAUCUGGAGCUUUACGCUGGAUACACCUACACCUCCAUGGCUCACUACUUCAAACGGGACGAUGUGGCUCUUCCUGGAUUUGCCAAGUUCUUCAAUAAGAACAGUGAGGAGGAGCGUGAACAUGCUGAGAAAUUCAUGGAGUUCCAGAACAAGAGAGGUGGACGCAUUGUCCUUCAGGACAUCAAGAAGCCUGAUCGUGAUGUGUGGGGAAAUGGACUGAUUGCUAUGCAGUGUGCUCUUCAGCUGGAGAAGAACGUCAACCAGGCUCUGCUGGACCUGCAUAAGCUUGCCAGUGAGAUGGGAGACCCUCAUCUGUGUGAUUUCCUGGAGACUCACUACCUGAAUGAGCAGGUUGAGGCCAUCAAGAAGCUUGGUGACCACAUCACUAACCUCUCCAAGAUGGAUGCUGGAAACAACAGGAUGGCGGAGUACCUGUUUGACAAGCACACCCUGGACAGCUAAACACAAACCUCUGAAAUGAAGUUGAAGAAAUUAUUUGAUUACUUCUAAAAUUCAAUAAUAAAAUGUUUGAUGUGCUCACUGGUGAAUUUGAAGAAUAAACAUUUUG